CGGACCGGACCGAGGCGCGCGCCCCCGCUGCGCCGCCGAGACACCCCACCGCACCGCACCGCACCGCACCAGGCAAGCGCCGGGGAGACGCCAGAGGGAAGAGCCGGCGGCCGGGAGGGGUUGGGAGCCUGUCCCAGGAUCGGCUGUGGCAGCCCAGCGGCAGCGGGCUGUGUGGCUGCCCUCGCCGGGGGAGCGGGACCAUGAGCAGGGGCAUAGCCCAUCUCCUGGCGGCUCUCUUCGUGGCAGCGGCCAUGGGCUACCCGUCACGGCGCUCUGCCACCGACCUGGAUGCCACCCCCAGGACAACAGUCACCUUUGAUGAGCUGUCGGGCACCCGGCGCUUCAGCACACACACCCUCAACUACAGCACCCUGCUGCUGGAGGACGACCGGGGCAUCCUCUACGUGGGCGCCAGAGGAGCCAUCUUCGCCCUCAACUCCAGCGACGUGGCCGACGGCUCCCACCGCACGAUUCACUGGGAAGCCUCCCCGGAGAAGCAGCUGGACUGCCUGCAGAAGGGCAAAAACAACAAGACCGAGUGCUUCAACCACGUGCGGUUUCUGCAGCGGCUGAACAGCACCCAUCUCUACGCCUGCGGGACCUACGCCUUCCACCCGCUCUGCGCCGCCAUCGAUGCUGACAGGUUCACGUUGCCAUCCCACUUUGAGGAAGGGAAGGAGAAGUGCCCAUACGACCCUGCCCGUGGCUACACCGGCCUCAUUGUCGAUGGUGGCUUGUACACAGCCACACGCUACGAGUUUCGGAGCCUGCCUGACAUCCGGAGGAACCUGCACCAGAGGCCACUGAAGACAGAGGAGUCCCCGCUGCACUGGCUGAGUGAUGCUGAGUUUGUGGCCUCCGUGCUGGUCCAGGAGAGCAAGGACAGCCCUGUGGGGGACGAUGACAAAAUCUACUACUUCUUCAUGGAGCAGGCGGGUGAGGAGACCACGUCCUUCUUCGACAAGAGCCAGGUGGCCCGAGUGGCCCGGGUGGCUCGUGUCUGCAAGAGCGAUGUCGGGGGGAAGAAGAUCCUGCAGCGCAAGUGGACGUCCUUCAUGAAGGCGCGCCUGGUCUGCUACAUCCCCUACUACGAGGUACUGCGCAGCGUCUGCAGCCUGGACGGGGGCGGCUGGGCCAGCACCGUCUUCUACGCCGCCUUCACCCUCUCGGCUCAGUGGAGGACCAUGGAGGCCUCGGCCGUGUGCCGCUACAGCAUCUCAGGCGUGCAGCGUGCCUUCGAGGGCCCCUACAUGGAGUACCAGGACUCGGCUCGCAAGUGGACCCGCUACGACGGUGCAGUGCCCGAGCCCCGGCCUGGCUCUUGCAUCACGGACCGCUCCCGCAGGAAGGGCUACAAUUCCUCGCAGGACCUGCCCAACAGCGUCCUGGACUUUGUCAAGCUGCACCCGCUGAUGUUUGAGGAGGUGAAGCCGGCCGGUGGGGAGCCGCUGCUGGUGAAGAAGAGCGUGGCCUACAGCCAGCUGGCCGUGGACAGGGUGCGGGCCCUCGACGGCCGCUCCUACGACGUGCUCUUCAUGGGGACGGGGGAUGGAUGGAUCCACAAGGCCGUGGUGGUGGACUCUGGCAUCCACAUCGUGGAGGAGGUGCAAGUGUUCAGCGACCCGCAGCCUGUAGAGAGCCUGGUGAUCUCCCACACUCAGAGGAGCCUGUACGUGGGGGCAGCCAGCGGGAUCCUGCAGUUGCCCCUGGCCUCCUGCGCCAGGUACGCUUCCUGCUACGACUGUGUCCUCGCCCGGGACCCCUACUGUGCCUGGGACGGCCGGGCCUGCCGCGCCACCGCCACCGCGCACGGCGUGGGGCUGGUGCAGGACAUUCAGAGCGGCAACGAGGGAUGCCGGAGCAGCUCUGGGCGCGGCUCCCUGCCCUGGAAGAACCGGACGGUGCUGCGGGGCGACGACGUGCUGCUGCCCUGCGACCAGCGCUCCAACCUGGCACGGGCCGUCUGGCUGCUGAACGGCACUGAGGUGCCGGGCACGGGGCAGGGCCGGCUGCGCGUGGGGGUGGACGGGCUGCUGGUGACAGACACGCUGCCCCGGCACAGCGGCGAGUACCGCUGCUACGGGGAGGAGCGGGGCCUCCACACGCUGCUGGCCGCCUACAGCCUCACGGUGCUGCCCGAGCUGCCCCACGGCCCCACGCCCGCCCCGCGGCCCCACGCUGCCAGCCAGGCGGCCGCCGACGUGAAGGUGGCUUACGUCUCCGCCAUUGUCGCCUUGGUGGUGCUGUGCGCCGUGCUCAGCGCCAUCCUCCUCUACGUGUCCUGCCUGGAGAAGCGCAAGGGCAAGUACGUCCUGGGGGAACCGCGGCCCUCCAGCGUGGAGCUGCAGACCGUCUCGGCCAACUGCCUGCGCAAGGGCCGCCGGGAGGAGGAGGAGGAAGAGCUCACCUACCCCGACGGCUGCCUGCGGAUCAUCCCUGGCGAGGCGCCCACGGCCGUCACCUCCCCGGCCAAGGAGCUGCCGGUGGCCGUGGUCCCGCUGCCGCCGCCGCCGCCGCUGCCGGCCGAGCUCACCAACGGCGUGGGGGCUCUGCCCAACGUCCUCCGCAAGAUGAACGGCAACAGCUACAUGCUGCUGCAGCAGCAGGAGGAGCCGCUGGCCUCGCCGCUCUACAGCGCAUCCUUCACCGAGGAGCUCAGCAAGAUCCUGGAGAAGCGGAAACACACGCAGCUGGUGGAGAAGCUGGACGAGAGCUCUGUGUAGGGGCCGGGGGGAGGGUCCUGCCAGCGGGACCCUCCUCCCCUCUGGCCCCUUCUCCCACCCCCUGCCAGCAGUGUUACAAGACUCAGGCAAAACUACCUCCUGGAUGGCAGAGCCGGGCCGGGCCCGGGCUCGGCUGUUCCUUUGGCUUUUCACUCAGUUUUGAGACUCGCUGUACAGAAAAAGAAGAAUGUAUUUAAAUUUGGGAGCUCUAUUUAUGUAUAAAAACCCACCGACGGCGGCCACAAGCUGGAGGCAGGAGCUGGCACCUGGCUGAAGGUGGACACCGGGGGGAGGGAGAGUUUCUGUUCGUCUGUCCAUCCAGGCAUGAGAGAGAUGCUGCUGAGGACGUGUGGACUCGACCUGCCCCGCUGGACGUCCCUCGGUGCACAGAAGCCGGAUGGAGAAGGUCCCUCUCCAGGAGAGGACGGUUUGGUGAAGGUAACGGAGCAGGGCCGAGGAGCUGAUGUCCCGACGGCCCCAGAGCAGCUGGUGGAGCGGCACGUGCCCACUGCAAGGAGGCCCCAGGGUGCAGCAGGGGAAGAACAGGAUGCCACCGUCAUGCCCUGCAGUAUGGCAAGGACCCAGCACAGCACCCAUCUGCCCCCGACAGCUCCAGUGCCCCCACAGCCCUGGGCACCCCACAUUUCUGCCUUCCUGCACGGUGCUGUGUGAGAACCGGGGUUCAGGCCUUGUCCUCUGUGGGGCAACAUACAGAAGGGGAAACAUCCUUGCACAGAGAGGAGGAACCCUGGGCAAGGGCCUGCCUCCCUCUGGGGCUGCCUGCUCUCCACGGCACUUUGUAGGAGCAGCCUUGUCCCUAAAUCCCCCCAGCCACCUCUGCUCCUGGGGGAACCCUGAGGCCUGGGGUGACAAAAGCAUCUCACACCCCAAGGACAGGGUGGGGACACCAGAAAAGCCAGGGAGGGACAGAGUUGGUGGCCUCCCCUCUGUUCCUUGCUGUCACCUUCAGGAUCAGGAUGUCAACUGGAUGCAGAGGGGCAGGAGGGGGUGACAGUCCCCGGGGUCCUCCACGGGCCUGAGCCCAGGCCCUCCUGCCCCAGAAGAGUGAGGCUUAGUGGGAGAAGGUGAGAGCCAGAUGCCUGGGCUCUGCCAUCCUGCACCCGCCCUUGCUUUUGCUGCAAGAGGGAUAAGAGCCACCCUGGGCACAUCCCCAGCCCCCAUGGAAGGGCACAGCCCUCCGUGUCUGACCCCCUCGUGCACAGCCCCAUGUGGCCCCGGUAAUAAAGG
Messenger RNA from Colius striatus (speckled mousebird), 3971 nucleotides. It is a transcript of the gene SEMA4G, whose product is annotated as semaphorin 4G. The transcript is spliced from 17 exons. The coding region runs from base 201 to 2723 and encodes 840 amino acids. The record is from RefSeq and is a predicted model, not a curated record. Gene Ontology annotation, biological process: axon guidance; positive regulation of cell migration; neural crest cell migration. Gene Ontology annotation, molecular function: semaphorin receptor binding; chemorepellent activity. NCBI's taxonomy places the organism in Eukaryota, Metazoa, Chordata, Aves, Coliiformes, Coliidae.